AUGCUAGGCUUGAAUGACACUCCCUUCCAGCCAGCCACACUAGAGCUGACAGGCAUUCCUGGGAUGCACACGGGCCAUGCUUGGAUUGCCCUGCUCUUCUGCUUCUUCUACUUCAUCUCCAUUGCAGGCAACCUCAGUAUCCUCGCUCUGGUCAUUCGGGAACCUCCUCUGCACCAACCCAUGUACUAUUUUCUCUCUAUGCUCUCUCUCAAUGAUCUGGGAGUGUCCUUAUCCACGCUUCCCACGGUGCUUGCUACCUUCUGCUUCAACUACCGCCAUGUUGGUUUUGACGCCUGUCUGGUCCAGAUGUUCUUCAUCCACACAUUUUCUUUCAUGGAAUCAGGCAUACUUCUUGCCAUGAGCUUUGAUCGUUUUGUGGCUAUCUGUGACCCACUACGUUAUUCUGCGGUGCUUACCAACAGCCGCAUUUUGGCUAUGGGCCUGGCUAUCCUCACCAAAAGCUUCAGUACCCUCUUCCCUUUCCCCUUCCUCGUGAAGCGUUUGCCGUUUUGCAAGGGCAACGUGUUGCAUCACUCCUACUGCCUCCAUCCGGAUUUGAUGAAAGUGGCAUGUGGGGACAUCCAUGUCAACAAUGUCUACGGACUCUUUGUAGUCAUUUCCACUUAUGGCGUGGACUCCGUUUUCAUCCUUCUGUCCUACGCAUUGAUCUUGCGAGCUGUGAUGGUCAUUGCAUCCCAGGAGCAGCGGCUAAAGGCACUCAACACCUGCAUGUCACACAUUUGUGCGGUGCUGGCCUUCUAUGUGCCCAUAAUUGCUGUCUCCAUGACCCACCGCUUCUGGAAGAGUGCUCCAGCUGUUGUUCAUGUUAUGAUGGCCAAUGUUUAUCUGUUUGUACCUCCCAUGCUCAACCCUAUUAUCUAUAGCGUCAAGACUAAGGAGAUCCGCAGAGGAUUCCUUAAGGUCUUCCGUAAAUCUGAAACCUGA
Messenger RNA from Psammomys obesus (fat sand rat), 945 nucleotides. RefSeq names its product olfactory receptor 51I1. Lineage: Eukaryota; Metazoa; Chordata; Mammalia; Rodentia; Muridae. The coding region runs from base 1 to 945 and encodes 314 amino acids. The transcript has a single exon. The record is from RefSeq and is a predicted model, not a curated record. Gene Ontology annotation, biological process: G protein-coupled receptor signaling pathway. Gene Ontology annotation, cellular component: membrane. Gene Ontology annotation, molecular function: olfactory receptor activity; G protein-coupled receptor activity.